UGCAGAGGAGAAGACUCAGUCACUCAGUCACCAGGAGAUGUGAUCGCUACUGAGGGAGAACAGGUCACACUGGACUGUCAAUUUGAUACUCUAGAUACAAAUCCAUUCCUGUUCUGGUACAAGCAGGGAGCUAAUGACUUCCCAAAGUAUAUGCUGAGGAGGACAACUUUUGAAUCAGAUAAUGCCAUUGACUUCCAGGGGAGAUUCAAUGGCCAUCUCAAUUUAACAAAAUUUUUAUCAGCAUCAAAAUCAGUCCCCUUGACGAUCCAGAGGUUGCAGCUGUCUGACUCUGCUGUGUACUACUGUGCUCUGAGGCCCACUGUGACAACAGGAUAUACAGCCCCCCUACAAAAACUAGUGUAGCCUUGGCACUAGUGUAGAAAAAAUGCAAGCCUAACUUCUGUGUUGGGUGUGAUGUUAGCAGGGAUGUAGACCUCACACAGAAGAACAUUUCAGAGGAGAAUGAACUUCACAUUUUAGUCAUUUAGCAGACUCUUUUAUCCAGAGUGACUUACAGUGAGUGCAUACAUUUUUCAUACUGGCCCCCCGUGGGAAUUGAACCCAAAACCCUGGCGUUGCAAACACCAUGCUCUACCAACUGAGCUACACAGGGCCUGUAGCUGAAUGAAUGCAUGCAAACAUCAGUCUGAAGAUGGAGAAAUCAAUCAGUGUAUUGAUCAUUCUGAUUAUGACUACAGGUAAACAAUACCUAAGCAAUACCUAACUCCUUCCAUCCUUAUAAUCAGAUUAUUCAAUUAUUGUAUUGGUAGUAAAACAUAUUUUGAUGAAGUAAAGUCAUUUAAAUGUGAAAAAUAAGCAUGUGUUUUCAAUCAGCUUUUAUUAUCUAUUUUUCCUCUGCAGGAAUGGUAUCUGGAGAUAGUGUGACUCCUAACAAGGAGGAGUACACCCCCACUGAGGGAUCAUCCGUGUCUCUGAGCUGUACAUAUGAAACAAGCAGCAGUAUCAUCUACCUUUACUCAUACCAAAAAUAUACUAACCAGGCACCUCAGUACCUACUGUAUAAAGGCGCCAGAGCAAAUAGUGUUGACCAUAUCUCUAAUCAUCGAUAUGAAUCUACAUCAUCCCAAACGUCAACUACACUCACAAUAAAAUAAGUAACUCUGGCAGACACAGGUCUCUACUACUGUGCCCUGAAGGACACCCAGUGAUACAGAGUCUCUGAGAGGAUGUACAAAAACUACUACACUGAUAAAUGACUUGUUUUAGAUGAGCUUGUUAGUUAUUUCUUGACCACAGUUCAUUAUCAGGCAGUAGAGGGUCUGUAAAUUAGAUUAUUGUGGUAACAACUGUUAGAGUAAAGCAAAAACACAUUUAGGAUAACGGGGGAAACUUGUAUUAUAUACAAAUUAGAAAAUAUAUGAAUAUGGAAACCAAAUCAUAUGAAAAUGCAUUUUUCUUCCUGUUUUUUCUCCAACAGUCUUGAGGAGGAUGUGAUACAUGGUGGCAGUGUCAAGCUUUCCUGCAACUACACAGUAUCUGGUGGAGGCAGUGUCUUAUAGUAUUACCAAUAUCCCACAUCUGCUCCACAAUUGCUCCUCCUCAUCUCAGUGUAAUCAGCAUCUGCUGAGACAAUAGUUACUGCAGACCCACCGUAUCUUCGACUGUCAGUUAACGUUGACAAAGUGGCUGAACGUGUUGAUCUGAAGAUCUCCUCUGCUGAAGUGACAGACUCUGAUCUGUACUACUGUGCUCUGAGGCCCACAGUGACAGGAAACCCAAACACACUGUAUAAUAACUGUACAGAAUCAGGGGAUAACAAUCCUUGUUGUGAACUGUUUCAGAUAUAAUUAUUAUCUGUCAGUUCCAAUUCAGGAUUACAACACCUGAACGCUUAAAGAAGUUCACAUUAUCAGUCCUUCUUCACCCCAAUCAACACCAUUUAAAUCAACAAGAUAUACAGUAUAACUCCCUAUCUUCUGUAGAGGGCCUCACCUCAACAAUACACAAACCUCUAUUUCUCUGAGCAGGUGGCUCCUCCUCCUGACAGUGGAGGUAGUUGCAGGGCAGACAGACAGCAGCCAUACAGAACAUAUCACAUAUCACACCCUGCAGAUCACAGUAAACUGCAUAUCACAUAUCAGUUUAGUAAGCCCUCUUUCCUAGCUGCAUUCUGUCACAAGCACCAUGAUGUUGCUCACUUCAAUCUUACUGUUUUCAGAACUUGUUGGUAAUUAAGGUUUUAUGUAAAGUCAUUUCCACACUCUGGUUUUCAUUCAUUGGUAAAUAUUGGGCUGCUUCAAAUAUAAAAUAAGAGGUUUUCAUAUUUAGUCUCAUGCAUAUUUUCUUCUCUGCCACAGGUGAUACUUUAGAGGAUGAUAUUACCCCAACCAGCCCUGAUGAGAAUUAUUUAGAGGGUAGCAGAGUUAAGCUCUCCUGUAACUAUACAGUAAUAGCAGAUAGUCUGCUGUGGUACAGACAGUACUCUGGAUCAGGUCUCCAAUUCCUUUACCUGGUCACAACUACCAAUAAGUCAUAUGAAGUGAGAGGUGAUCAACAAGACCUUCAACUGUCUGUUACACUGAACAAGGAGAGAACCUGUGUGGAUCUGGAGAUCUCCUCUACUGAAGUGACAGACUCUGAUCUGUACUACUGUGCUCUGAGGCCAACAGUGACAGGAAGGGAAGGAGAGGAGAGGAGAGGAGAGGAGAGGAGAGGAGAGGAGAGGAGAGGAGAGGAGAGGAGAGGAGAGGAGAGGAGAGGAGAGGAGAGGAGAGGAGAGGAGAGGAGAGGAGAGGAGAGGAGAGGAGAGAUUGAGCAUCUUUAGAGCAACUGUACUUUGGGGUGGAGCUUGUAGGUAAACUAAGCAGAAAUUAUCAACAGAAAAUAUUGCAGAUUAAGUUGGUUUGGAAAAAUCAUGUUCUGUUGAGAUAUUAGUCAGUUUGACUUCCAACGCCAGCCAUGUUGUUAAUCUGGUCAAUUAUUAUGUUAUCAGUAAUAGGUCAGUUUUGGCUUUCAAGUAGUGUCAUGUUUUCUGUUUUGAAAAUAAAAAUACAUUUUAUUUCAAUAAAAAAAUUACUCAACGUUAAUCUCUUCCCAUUUGCAGGAGGCAGUUGCGAGCAGACUAUCGAGCCAAACCAACAUGAAGUGUAUGGAGAGGAGGGUAGUAAUGUUCUUCUUUCCUGCAACUACUCCUCAGCGUACAGUCUACUAUGGUAUAAACAGCCUCCAGGAUCAGCCCCCCAAUAUCUUCUGCUCAUCCUGCACUCCACUGGGACUGGAUAUAGAGCUGAAUCUCUUGACUCUCAUUUAUCUGGUAAACUGAACAAAGACAAGACCUUUGUGGAUCUGGAGAUCUCCUCUGCUGAAGUGACAGACUCUGCUCUGUACUACUGUGCUCUGGAGCCCACAGUGACAGGAAUCCUGCCAACACUGUAAAAACACUGCUAUCUAUUCAAGAGGAGGAGCUAAGCUAAGCAAACCACAGGAGGAUGGCAUUUUAGUCUGCCACAGCGGAGUGGUACCUUUGUGUUACUGAUAGCGCUGCUGAACUUCAACCAUCAUGUUCCUCUAUCCACUUUUAUUCAUUUCUGCACUUGUUGGUGAGUUUUCUCAAUGUUCAUUAUAGCCACUGUUUAAACAAGGUUCAAAAUGAAAGAGUAACACUGAUAGUAAGCUGCAGUUCGAAACGUCAAAAUCCAUUGACAAUGUUAGUAAAUAAUGAUUGUGGAGAUGGAUUUGUUCAAAUACCUUAAACAUGAACAGAAUCCAGUGCUCAGAUUCAAUAUAUUUUUCAGGUGGCAGUUACCAGGAUGAAGUUCAACCAGCCACAAAGAUAAUGCAUGGUGAUGAAGGAGGCUUUGUUACACUGUCUUGCAACUACUCUGGUUCACCAUACAACCUCCAAUGGUAUCGACAGUAUCCCAGAUCAGCUCCCAAAUUCCUACUUCUCACUACAGUCUCAUCAAGCCCCUCUGUAGUGAACGCUACUCCUCCAUACCCACGACUGUCAUCUAAACUGAAUAUGGAGAUAACCCGUAUGGAUCUGAAGAUCUCCUCUUCUGAUGUAACAGACUCUGCUCUGUACUACUGCGCCUUGCAGCCCACAGUGACAGGAAACCCAGAAACACUGUACAAAAACCUGACAGCUCAUGAUAGUCAGCCACCAAUUGUGCAAGUUCUCCCACUUAAAAAUAUGAGAGAGGCCUGUAAUUUUCAUCAUAGGUACACGUCAACUAUGACAGACAAAAUGAGAUUUUUUUUCUCCAGAAAAUCACAUUGUAGGAUUGUUAAUGAAUUUAUUUGCAAAUUAUGGUGGAAAAUAAGUAUUUGGUCACCUACAAACAAGCAAGAUUUCUGGCUCUCACAGACCUGUAACUUCUUCUUUAAGAGGCUCCUCUGUCCUCCACUCAUUACCUGUAUUAAUGGCACCUGUUUGAACUUGUUAUCAGUAUAAAAGACACCUGUCCACAACCUCAAACAGUCACACUCCAAACUCCACUAUGGCCAAGACCAAAGAGCUGUCAAAGGACACCAGAAACAAAAUUGUAGACCUGCACCAGGCUGGGAAGACUGAAUCUGCAAUAGGUAAGCAGCUUGGUUUGAAGAAAUCAACUGUGGGAGCAAUUAUUAGGAAAUGGAAGACAUACAAGACCACUGAUAAUCUCCCUCGAUCUGGGGCUCCACGCAAGAUCUCACCCCGUGGGGUCAAAAUGAUCACAAGAACGGUGAGCAAAAAUCCCAGAACCACACGGGGGGACCUAGUGAAUGACCUGCAGAGAGCUGGGACCAAAGUAACAAAGCCUACCAUCAGUAACACACUUCGCCGCCAGGGACUCAAAUCCUGCAGUGCCAGACGUGUCCCCCUGCUUAAGCCAGUACAUGUCCAGGCCCGUCUGAAGUUUGCUAGAGUGCAUUUGGAUGAUCCAGAAGAGGAUUGGGAGAAUGUCAUAUGGUCAGAUGAAACCAAAAUAUAACUUUUUGGUAAAAACUCAACUCGUCGUGUUUGGAGGACAAAUAAUGCUGAGUUGCAUCCAAAGAACACCAUACCUACUGUGAAGCAUGGGGGUGGAAACAUCAUGCUUUGGGGCUGUUUUUCUGCAAAGGGACCAGGACGACUGAUCCGUGUAAAGGAAAGAAUGAAUGGGGCCAUGUAUCGUGAGAUUUUGAGUGAAAACCUCCUUCCAUCAGCAAGGGCAUUGAAGAUGAAACGUGGCUGGGUCUUUCAGCAUGACAAUGAUCCCAAACACACCGCCCGGGCAACGAAGGAGUGGCUUCAUAAGAAGCAUUUCAAGGUCCUGGAGUGGCCUAGCCAGUCUCCAGAUCUCAACCCCAUAGAAAAUCUUUGGAGGGAGUUGAAAGUCCGUGUUGCCCAGCGACAGCCCCAAAACAUCACUGCUCUAGAGGAGAUCUGCAUGGAGGAAUGGGCCAAAAUACCAGCAACAGUGUGUGAAAACCUUGUGAAGACUUACAGAAAAUGUUUGACCUGUGUCAUUGCCAACAAAGGGUAUAUAACAAUGUAUUGAGAAUCUUUUGGAAUUAAUUCAAUCUUAUAUGUGGUUAUAAAGUAUUAUCUAUAAUAUAUAAUAUUAUGUUUUACAGGUCUCAGUUCUGAACAGGUAUUAACACCCUAUACUGAUGUAGAAGUGGCUUCAGAAAGGGACAGAGUUUCUCUCUGUAACUACACCUCUUCUGGUGACAAUCUUCUAUGGUAUCGGCAACAUCCCAAAUCAGCACCACAGUUAGUGGUUAUGAGUAUGUGGAUUAUACACCAGGGUUCACCCUAAAUCAUGAUAAAAAGGCCAAACGUAUGGAUCUGGAGAUUUCCUCUGCUGAGGUGACAGACUCUGCUCUGUACUACUGUGCUCUGAGGCCCACAGUGACAGGAAACCCAGACACACUGUACAAAAACCUAGAACAUCUGAUUGAGGGGAGAAAAUUAUCAACAGGCACAUUAAUUAAUUUGUCCAAAACACUGAGGCCUAGAUUCAAUCAGAACAAGCACUUGCUGUGUCAG
Molecule: messenger RNA, 5974 nt
Organism: Coregonus sp. 'balchen'
Lineage: Eukaryota; Metazoa; Chordata; Actinopteri; Salmoniformes; Salmonidae
Source: the annotation of a GenBank genome assembly